Phialemonium atrogriseum is the source of this 627-nucleotide messenger RNA. RefSeq lists its product as uncharacterized. Lineage: Eukaryota; Fungi; Ascomycota; Sordariomycetes; Cephalothecales; Cephalothecaceae. The coding region runs from base 198 to 365 and encodes 55 amino acids. The transcript is spliced from 2 exons. The record is from RefSeq and is a predicted model, not a curated record.
ACCUACCGAGGUAGGUUUAAAACCCGGGGUCACCCGGGCUUUUCUCCCAGGCCCGCCCUCUCUAUUUUCUUCAGUAUUGUCGCCUUUGAUCUUGUGACUUUCAAGAAACGCGUACACAAUUCCACCCACCAGUGUCUCAUUCUCGAGCCGAAAUUGUCGACCUGUUUCCCUGAGACACUAUCGCUCUCGUUUCCAAAAUGCCUGCCGUCGAAGCCCCUCAGCAGCAGCAGCCCAUGGAGGCCUCCCCCCAGGACGUUGUCUCCCAGCAGCCUGCUGCCGAACCCCAGCCCGAGAUGUCGAUACGCGGAGGUUUCAUGGAGGAGUGCUCCUGUUGCUGCUUCAGCGAGGAGUGUGCUUGCUGCUAAGCGACAUGGCACCUCACAGGGCUCCCCAUCGUCGGGACUCGACCAUGCUUCAGUAGCCUAUUGUCAUGGUUGACGCUUUUUACCGCAUCGGAAAAGCCAACUGGGGUUUGGUUGAAGAGCUGCUGUGAGCUGUCAACAGAUGGUCGGGCUGCUUCUGGGUAUCAGUUCUGUGAUCAGACUAGUCUUGGAGUCUUGGGUGAUAUAUGUCGCAUAGUUCAAUAAAACUGCAGAGUCACAAAAUUUUCUCGUAACCUUGCGUUCU